Molecule: messenger RNA, 2161 nt
Organism: Phyllotreta striolata
Lineage: Eukaryota; Metazoa; Arthropoda; Insecta; Coleoptera; Chrysomelidae
Source: the annotation of a GenBank genome assembly
CGGCAGAGUAGUUGUUUGGUUUUUGUUUCGGAAUUGUCAAGUCACAUACGCCGAUUAGUGAGUUUGUGCGAAGACGUAGCUAAAAUUCCGCGUAAAUACUCGAUUCGAGCUGAAUACGAAGCGAAAAACGGUCGAAAAGCCGAAACCGUCGAUAAUACAAGAUGUCAUCGAGCAAAUCCAGCGUGGACGAUCUUCUCGGAGAUAAAUUAUCUACAGAGUCAUGGGUGGACGUCAGCGCGGGCUCGACCUGCGGCUCGCAGAACGGCGGCACGCCGGGCUCCAUCACCCACACCCUCUCCGUCGAGGACUACCUGCGCCUGCUGAAGGAGGCCCAGGAGUCCAACCAGUCGUCGGCGCGGGUGUCGCUGGCCGGCUCGCGGCGCGACUCGCCCCGCAGCAGCCCCAAAUCGCCGCCCAACAGCCCCGUCCAGGGCACCGCUCUCAACCUCGAAUGGCAGUCCUACUACAUCAACACCGAGGCUAAAGAGGAAUCGGACUUUUUCAACGAUUGGAGCAGUCGCCCGGACCAGCUCCCGCCGAAGAAUUGGGGUUUCCGUCCUCCGAAGAGAGAUCUACUUAGUAUCCGGUACGCCCGCGUAGGCAACAAUAGUGUGUUUUCCCGCAAGGGCCUAUGCACCCUGUUUCUCACCAAUUUAAUAUCCCUGUUGUUAGGCACUGGCGUCGGCCUGUGGUUAAGUAAACAAGGAUUUUUCAUCCCCGCCAUUAAAGUACGCUAAAGAGAUAUGAUUUAUGUGUCAGUGUUCCAAGCGAAUUAAUUGUAAGUUUUUUUAUAUAGCUUAUUAUUUUCGAGAGAUUUCGUUUGAAUUGGAUUUAGAUAAGGAUUCCUUUCUUUCCUUUUUUCACGCAUUUUUUGAUGUAGGAAACAUGUACACUAAUAUGUAAAUGUACAUAAGGUAAGGCAGGUGUGAGGCAAAUCACAUGCUCGAAUUGAAGAAUCUGCUAUUUGUAAAGCGUGUGGCAGAAUAAAUUCUAUAUUGAUCCAGAAAUGACGAUGUUCAAUUAUAGCUCUUCUAAUGGUUAGAAGGUCCUAUUGAAUUGGUCUUUGUUGUGGCUGAGUCGUUCCUUCCGCAUUUUGCAUUUUAUAUAUUUAUGUACUUUUUCUUUCUUAAAACACAUCACAUCGACUAAUUUCAUUCUAAACGCUUGUGCUCGAAGAACCCUUACUCGAAACUAGUGUUGUGACAUGUUAAUUAACAAAAAUAACCGUUAUAUAACACGUUAUUAAAAUUAAAUAUAAUUAACAAGUUAAUUUAUGUUAAUAAUAACAUGUUAAUUAACGGUUAUUUUUGUUAUUUAUCAUGUCACUUACAACACUACUCGUAACAAUGAAUCUUAUUUUAAUUCGUUAAAGUUUUCUUAAUUACAAAAAUAUAAAGAUAUCAAUUGCUUGUGAACGCUGCCUUGUGAAUGAGACUGGGAUUUUUCUACUAUAUAUGAUUUGUAUAUGUAGUGGGAGUCAAAAUACCACUUUAAAGCUUAUUUUGUAUUUUAGAAAAAAUAUACUAAAUUUCCCCUAUUUAUCUACUGUUAUUACUUAGAUUUAAUUAAUUUAUACUACUAAUGUUUAGAUUGUAAGUUCUUCUAAAGUGUUUCUUCUUUUACUUUCCUAUUCUGGAAAAUUAAAUCAUUAUUGUUCUUUAAAUAAAUGAGAACAACUGCAAACAAACUAGGAAUUUUCGUUGAUGAAUUUUUCUUGCCACACUGAAUGAAAUUAAUUAAAUUGAAGUACAUAGUAUGCAGAACAUGUUAAAUAAAUCCACCCUAGAUAGCUAUUCGUAGGUAAUUACACCAAAAUUCCUAUUUGUUUAAACAGCCAAUGUUGAGCAAUAAUGGUUCGAUUAAUAUAAGCAGCAGGAUUUCAUUUUUCAUCGUUUGUACUUGAUUCAUACUGCAUGCGCUUGCAAGUGCGACUGCUUAAAAUCGUCCUGCUGUUUGUAAUCAAUUAGUAUGUAUUUUGUCCGUGGCUGGUAGAUAUUAAAAAACCGUGGAGUUUGUUAGGUUUCCUUGUUUUCUACCAGUGUUCUGUUGAUUUAUACUCUAGCUAAGCUGGAGAUUUCAUAUUUUGAUAAAUACCCCUAGGUUUUAGAAUUGCAUAAGAAUUUAAUGUUUUCUAGUAAUCAAUAAAUUUUUUAAUGGAGAA